Messenger RNA from Lactuca virosa, 1160 nucleotides. The record is from the annotation of a GenBank genome assembly. Lineage: Eukaryota; Viridiplantae; Streptophyta; Magnoliopsida; Asterales; Asteraceae.
UCUUCUUAAUUUCCAGAUUUAAACCAUCACCUCUUCGCUAUCUAUCUAACGAAACAUCGGUCGUAAAACCAAACCACUUUUCCUCUAAUCCACUUCCAGCGUCUAUCUUACCGAUGCAACCUUCUUCUCUGAUGUAACCUUCUAAUCCGAUUUCCCCUUUUUUUGCCACCAAUACUUGUAUCAUAUCGAUCUUAUGCUCCUCCUAUGUUUUACGAUCUUGUGCUCCUCUGAAUUCCCAGACUUGGUUGCACUUCUCCACCACUCCAAAACCCACCAAGAACCGAUAAUCCUUUAUUAUCUAUACCAAACCACCAAUGCAUCACAACCGUCUCUCUUAUCUUUAUCAAAGAAACCCCAACUACUGGAAUUCCGACCACCAUCACAUUCUUUCUAACUCUUUCUGCCUGUAACAAUCACUUACCCUAUUCUUUAUUUUUGAAACCCUAAUCUGCCCAUCACCUACCGCCUCCAUCGCUAUUAUCCCCAACCCCCACCGGUAAUCAACCCUUAACCACUAUCUACCAUCUUCUCUAUGGUACCCUCCUUUCUCACGUGCACCCCUUUAGAGCAUACACUCCAUCUCUAUUCAACAAAUUAUCUCCCCCUUUUCUUUAACCUAAUUUCAGUCGUCCAGUACAACGACCCCAUUAGACGACUUAUCUGAUACCGUUUUGCACCGCCUAAUGCUCCACUACCAUUGUCACCAGAUCGGUGAACACAAAUAGAAACAAAUGCAAUUUGGUGAUUUUUUUGUAUAUGCCAUGAGAUCUGGAGGUCAUCUUGAGACCUGCUUGCAAAAAAAGAAAUUUAAUCUUUCAGAUAGUUCUUGAGCUGUAGACAUUGUAACCAGCCUUAAGAAAUAUUUGAAGAUCUUUAGGGCUUUCUAAACACCAACAAGAUGUUUACGAGUUUCUUAGACAACUCUUUUUGUGAUGAUCGACUUACAGAUUGUUCUGAUUGUGAUAAGAGAGAUCAUUGAAGUUGGUUCCAGGAUCAUGUUAUCCCCCCACCCCGAGAAGGAGGUGAUAGAACCAUUAAGGAGAUACAAACCCAUAGGACAUCAUCAUAGAUUAACUCCGCAAAAAGGAUGUUGGUUUUCCCAUAUGUUGCUAUUCUUUACAAUUUGGGUGGAUGGUGCCUUCUCUUCUCUCUGCAUUUAG